AUGGCUUCUUCUUCUUUAAACCAUACACAAAUUAUUGAUUGUGGAAUUAAAGAAGAUGUGAUUGUGGUGAUGGUACCUUUUCUAUUACAAGGACAUCUCAAUCAACUCCUUCAUAUCUCUCGACUCGUUUCUUCCUACAAUUUACCUAUCCAUUAUCUUUGCUAUAGUGACAAAAUUAAGCAGGUUAAACGUCGCGUUCAUGGUUGGGACCCUCUAACAACUUCUAACAUCCAUUUCCACGAAUUCCCUAUUCCACCAUCUCGCGAUCAGUAUUAUUAUUCUUCAAAUGAAAUGGAGUCACAAAGAUUCAUACUACCCCUCCUUGAAGAAUCCCUAAUGUUGCGCGACCCUGUGGGUGCAUUCUUACAAGAGGUUUCCACAAAAACACGCAGGGUGGUGGUCAUAUAUGACUCUCAGAUGGCUAGUGUUGUUCAAGACGCGGUAGUUUCUAUACCAAAUGCGGAGGCCUAUUGUUUCAACGCCUCGUCUGCUUUUGUGAUAAGUUCCAUGUAUGUGGACGAGGAACUAAUACGACUAUACCUCCCCUCAUCUAUUGGCAUACAGUUCCACCUCCCCUCGCUUAUUGGCAAAUUUGUUGCGAGACUUCUACUCCCUAGUGGAGUUGAAUUUCCCAAUAAUCUUCCGUCCUAUCAAACUAGUUUCAUAUCGGAGUUUAUGGACUUCGGGAUAAAGCAACACUUGCAUAACAAUUUUUGCUCUGGAAACCUCUACUCCACUUGCAAGGCGAUUGACAGACCUUACCUCAAUGCUCUUGCAAGGUACAAUAAGUUACUAAGAAGAGGCUCCAAGCAAUGGGCUAUUGGUCCAUUACAUCCAAUCGCGACCAUGAUUAAGGAUGAUGAUCCAAGCAACAUAAUCAAUCGUCAUGAGUGUUUAAAAUGGCUAGACAAACAAGAACCAAACUCUGUAAUAUUCGUGUCAUUUGGAACAACAACUUCUUUAUCCAAAGAGCAGAUCAAAGAGCUCGCUAUAGGGUUGGAAAAGAGUCAACACAAGUUCAUUUGGAUAGCGAGGGACGCGUUGUUACAAGAAGGUGAACAAGUCCAAAUUCCCAAAGGUUAUGAAGAGAGAGUAGAAGGAAGAGGAUUCGUGGUGAGGGAUUGGGCACCACAAUUAGAAAUAUUGGGGCACUCAUCAACAGGAGGAUUCCUGAGUCACUGCGGGUGGAAUUCUGUUAUGGAGAGCGUCACCAUGGGUGUUCCAUUAGCCACAUGGCCUAUGGUUUUUGACCAACCAAGGAUUGCAGUGCUCGUCACAAAGGUGCUCAAAAUUGGCAUUGCAGUUAAGGAUUGGGAACAACGCGAUGAGUUAAUUACUUCCACAUCUAUUGAAACCGCACUAAGAAAACUGAUGGAUUCGCCCGAAGGAAAUGAGGUGAGGAAGAGUAUGGUAGAAUUGGGUGAAAAAGUUAGACAAUCAGUUGCUGUUGAUGGAGAUUCAAAGAGAGAUAUGGAUUCUUUCAUUGCUCACAUUUCUAGAUCCUAG
Capsicum annuum is the source of this 1506-nucleotide messenger RNA. RefSeq names its product zeatin O-xylosyltransferase. The coding region runs from base 1 to 1506 and encodes 501 amino acids. NCBI's taxonomy places the organism in Eukaryota, Viridiplantae, Streptophyta, Magnoliopsida, Solanales, Solanaceae. Gene Ontology annotation, molecular function: UDP-glycosyltransferase activity. The record is from RefSeq and is a predicted model, not a curated record. The transcript has a single exon.